Cryptomeria japonica (Japanese cedar) is the source of this 905-nucleotide messenger RNA. RefSeq names its product large ribosomal subunit protein bL28c. Gene Ontology annotation, cellular component: ribosome. NCBI's taxonomy places the organism in Eukaryota, Viridiplantae, Streptophyta, Pinopsida, Cupressales, Cupressaceae. Gene Ontology annotation, biological process: translation. The transcript is spliced from 2 exons. The record is from RefSeq and is a predicted model, not a curated record. Bases 171 to 608 code for a protein of 145 amino acids. Gene Ontology annotation, molecular function: structural constituent of ribosome.
UCGACAUGUUUUCAUUUUACUCCAGAAGAUAAACAGAAAUAGCCAGGCAUAAUCUAUUCCCAUUCAAUUCUUCAAGUGGAUAAGAAAUCCCAGGUCAAUAUAUCCUUUGAAAAUCUAUAAAUAGGAAAAGCGAUUCGGGGAAUUUCAAGUUUGGAUUGGUAGCAGUAGACAUGGCAACAACUGUUUUAGGUCGUCUGUCUCAGAGCAUAUGCCCAACAAGAACUCAAAUUGCAAAUACAAAUGCGAAGGCAGAUGCGCUGAGUUUCAGCAAUUCCCAGUUUUUGAGGGGCGCUACUCUCAAGAUGGCAUGCUGCUCUCCUUUCACUGCUACCAAGCUUGUGACCAAAAAAACCUCUGUCAUUCAAAUUGUUGCAAGUCGAGUCUGCCCUUUUACUGGCAAGAGGUCAAACAACGCAAACAAGGUAUCCUUUUCUAAUAAGAAGACCAAAAAAUUACAAAUGGUCAAUCUACAGUACAAGAGAUACUGGUGGGAAACAGGUAAACGAUUUGUUAAAUUGAGAUUAUCAACCAAGGCAAUUAGGACAAUUGAAAAGAAUGGGUUGGAUGCCACAGCCAAGAAAGCUGGUAUAGACCUGAGAAAAAUGUGAGAUUUGUGCUGGUGCAUCAAAUUAAUACUUAAUGCAUGUAUUUUUGGAGAAAGAGAGACAAGCUUAUUAAAAUAUAGACUCAAAUUUUCAGGAACUUCAAUUCUUGAAGAUCAAUGUUUCUGUGAAUCUAUAUCCAGAUUUUAAAAUAUUCUGUGGAUGACUGAAAAUUCAGGGCACUUUUAUCAGGGAGACAGUCACUGAAGUUCGUAAAAGAAUUAGUGCAUUCUUGAUUGUUUGAAGCACCUUAACAUUUCUCCCAUCUGGGUAUGAUCGGAAUAUAUGGCGUUUCGAGAAUUA